CAAACCAGGGGCCUAUCUCCACAUAAGACCCAUAUGUUUUCAUUUCCCCUCAUGAUAUCUGAGAUUCAUAUUCCUUUUCCCUUAUUUUCUUCCUUUUUGCAAUUCCACUCUCCAGUCACAGAGGAGACGCCAUUUGCCCCCAUUUUCUCCACCGAGCAGCGUCGUUGUGAGGUAAAAUUUCUGGAAUAUCUAUCAGUUUGAGCUUUUUCUCCAUUUGGGGACUGGUUUUUAGAUAUUUCUUUUUCUUCGGCAAGCCCAAGGGGGGGCCUUUCUCCUACUCCCAAACCCAUCAUCCAUGUCCUCCCUUCCCCUCAGAUGAUCUUUCUCUUUCCCGCCCUUUCGGGGAAUCCUGGCACUUUGCGCCGAGCCCACAAAGGGGCGCUCUUAGCCUCAGGAGGGAACUGAGCAUGCGUAAAACUCUGGCACAAGGAAAGUUCCUAGCAAGAGGUUUCUCUUUCGGUUCUUCCCCCUCCCUCCCCUGAGAGGCGGGGCGUGACCUUUGCCGGAAGCCUAGAGGUUGCCGGGAAGCUUUGCUGGAACGCGUAUCUCGACGAGACUCCAGAGUUCCAAAUACAACCUGCAAGCCAUUUGUAUAUCUUCAAAAUUGUCUUUUGGCUAAAGGGGGCUGAAUGACGUACUAUGGUCAGUCCUGAGGCUAGAGGAAGAAUCCUAUGAAUAAAAAGCAUUUGGAGAUCCACAAGAUUCCUUGAACCCAUUUGGAGUUUCAUUACAGAACAGAAAAGGAAUGGAGAUACAACUUUUAGCAAGUGAGGGAAUUGGAAAAGGCCCUUCUGCCAUUCAGCUUGGAAGUUGUGGGGAAGGCUGUUCAAGAACUGGGCAGAAGAUCGUACAGAAGGAAACCAUCCAUUCAGAAGUUCAGUUCUGGAACUUCAGGAGCGUCCAAUACCAGACUCAGGGUCCCCGAGGACUUUGCAACCAAAUCCACAACUUCUGUAGGCGAUGGCUGAGACCAGAAAAGCACACCAAAGCCCAGAUGCUGGACCUGGUUGUUCUGGAGCAGCUCCUGGCUAUCCUGCCCCCAGAGAUGGAGAGCUGGGUGCGGGAGUGCGGAGCAGAGACUAGCUCCCAGGCAGUAGCCCUGGCUGAAGGUCUCCUCUUGAGCCAGGCGGAGGAGAAAAAAGAGCAGGUUGAGUUGCAGAUCAGAGAUCCUGAGGGAAACAGGAAUCCAUCAGAUCCCCCUCAGGAGCUGUUUCUCAGGAGGAUCUCUCAGGAAAAGGACACCUCAGAGAAACAAAGGAUGGGGUUUUCUGGUGUUUAUGAUGGAGCUGAAACAGUGGUUGAGCCUCCAAAUCAAGGUGACCGUGUGUCUUUUGAAGAGGUGGCUGUGUAUUUCUCCAAGGAAGAGUGGUCUCAGCUGGAUCCUGACCAAAAAGUACUACAUAAUGAAGUCAUGCUGGAAAAUCAUACAAAUGUGGCCUCUCUGGGUAAUAAUGGGCAGGAGAAUAAAAAUUCUGAGGAGCCAUUCCAAGUGAUCCACCAUGAAGAAAGAAUAAAGAAGCGUAUAGCACAAAUGGAAGAAGAACAUUAUGAGAGAAACCAGUUGAAUAAUAGGAAUCAGGAGAAUUCAUCAACCAUUCAUACUUCAAUGCAAGAUCUUCUUCUCCAUCAAGGGACAAUAAAGAAGAAAUGCAUUGGGAAAAGUGUAAAGUUAAUCAAAGCUCAAUUGCAUGUAAAUGAACACUGUCCAGUCCAAAACAAAGGUGAAGAUGCCUUAAGUAGACACAAUGGGACUUUCCCUCUUUCUCUUGGAAAUAAGUCCCUUACAUCUCAAAAAGGGAUUGACAGAGAAGAGAAGCCAUAUAAAUGCUUAGAAUGGGGAAAGAAUUAUAGAAAAAACAGGCAACUUACUGUCCAUAAAAGGAUUCACACAGGGGAGAGGCCAUACAAAUGUGUUGACUGUGGAAAACUCUUCUGUCGAAAGUCUUCCCUUACUUAUCAUCAAAUGAUCCACAUAGGGGAGAAGCCAUUUAAAUGCAUGGAGUGUGGAAAGAUAUUUAGUCGGAUUGAUUAUCUUACUGCCCAUCAAAGAAUUCACACAGGAGACAAACCAUUUAAAUGCAUGGAUUGUGGAAAGACCUUUAUUCGGAAAAGUAAUCUUAAUGCCCAUCAAAGAAUCCACACAGGGGAGAAGCCAUUUAAAUGCAUAGAGUGUGGAAAGACCUUUGCUAAUUGCAGUCAACUUACUGUGCACAAAAGGAUCCACAUAGGGGAGAAGCCAUUUAAAUGCAUGUCCUGUGGAAAGACCUUUGCACAAAGCGCUCAUCUUUCCUCCCAUAAUAAGAUCCACACAGGGGAGAAGCCAUUCAAAUGUAUGGAGUGUGGAAAGACCUUUAUUUUGAACAGUCGUCUCACUGCGCAUCAAAGGAUCCACACAGGGGUGAAGCCAUUUAAAUGCAUGGAGUGUGGAAAGACCUUUUUUUGGAACAGUCAUCUUAUUGUCCAUAAAAGGAUCCACACCGGGGAGAAGCCAUACAAAUGUAUGGAGUGUGGAAGGACCUUUGGUCAGAGCAGCCAUCUUACCUCUCAUAAAAGGAUCCACACAGGGGAGAAGCCAUUUAAAUGCAUUGAGUGUGGAAAGACAUUUAGUCGGAAUGAUCUUUUUACUAUCCAUCAAAGGAUUCACACAGGAGAGAAACCAUAUAAAUGCAUGGAGUGUGGAAAUAUCUUUAUUUCGAAGCGUCAUCUUACUGUCCAUCAAAGAAUCCAUAUGGGAGAAGCCAUUUAAAUGCAUGGUGUGUAGAAAGACCUUUGCACGAAGUGCUCAUCUUUAUUCCCAUAAUACGAUCCACAUGGGAGAAGCCUUUUAAAUGUAUGGAGUGUGGAAAGACCUUUGUCCAGAGCACUCAUCUUUCCUCCCAUAGCAAGAUUCACACAGGGUAGAAACCAUAUAAAUGCAUAGAGCGUGGAAGGGCCUUUGGUCAGAGCAGCCAUCUUACUUCCCACAAAAUGGGAGAAGUCAUUUAAAUGCAUGGAGAAUGGAAAGACUUUUGCUCAGUCCAGUGGUCUUACUUAUCAUAAAAAAAUCCACAUAGGGGAGAAGCAAUUUAAGUGAAUGGAAUGUUGAAAGAACUUUGCUCAAAGCAAGAGUCUUACUUUCCAUAAAAGGAUACACACGGGAGAAGUCAUUUAAAUUAAUGGAGUGUGGAAAGAGUUCUACUCGAAGCGGUCACCUUUGUUCCCAUAGUGAAAUCCUCACGGGGUAGUCACAUAAAUGCAUGGAGUAUAGAAUGACCUUUUAACUAAGAGGUCAACUUACUUCCCAUUAGAUGGUCCACACAGGGAAUAAAACACAAACGCAUGGAGUGCAGAAAGUAUUUCAAUGAUGAAGUUUCCACCCUCGGGACAAACCUUACAACUGCAUGGAAUGGAGAAAGAGCUUCAAUGAUAGUGUUUCUUCUAGAGAGAAAGUGUAGAUUUCCAACCUCAAAGUGAGUGUAAGAUAGAGAUCAGAAAGAAUACAAAGUAAGAAUGGAAAUGAAAGUUAUGUUAUAAAUAGACGUAAAUAUGUAAGUAAAUAUAUAAAUAGUAUAAAAUGCAAUAUGUAAAUGGUAUAAAAUAUCAAUGACUAGGAAGAUAUAUGGUAUAUGGUAUAGUAUGUAUGGCAAAAUAACAGCCAGAAAAGUCAUACUGUUCAACCUGUUUUAAAAUGUUUACUUAAUAAAAAUUUAUUUUAAAAAAAGAUAA
Molecule: messenger RNA, 3705 nt
Organism: Crotalus tigris (Tiger rattlesnake)
Lineage: Eukaryota; Metazoa; Chordata; Lepidosauria; Squamata; Viperidae
Product: zinc finger protein 383-like
Exons: 6
Coding region: 746-2746 (666 amino acids)
Biological process (GO): regulation of transcription by RNA polymerase II
Cellular component (GO): nucleus
Molecular function (GO): RNA polymerase II transcription regulatory region sequence-specific DNA binding; DNA-binding transcription factor activity, RNA polymerase II-specific
Source: RefSeq, a predicted model, not a curated record